AUGGGGAACCGAGCGGACGAUGUCCGUCCUGUGAGGAUCUGCAGUUGCGACACGUCGGUCGACGCGACGACAGACAGAGAUCGCGCUGAUCUACGCAAAUAUCACAGCGUCGAUCCGAGAUGGGCCGACGGCAGUUUCUUCUCCCCGGACGACGCGAUCUGGGAUUUGAAGAAGCGCGCCAGCGAGGGGACCGAGUUUCGAUGGGCUUUGCACACGUCCAACACCGAUCUGGACCUAGCGAAGAAGACCAGAUGCAGCUGCCACAGUCUGACACCGGAGGAGAAGAAGCCGCACGACAUCCAACGUGGCGAUCUCAGGAAGCACCAUAGCGCAGAGACGGACAAAUGGUCGGUCAAGCCGGAUUACUUGAAAACGCCGAUGCACGAUCUGAGGAAGCACAGCAGCGACGACACCAGAAUGGCCAGAGAAGCCAGAUGGCUGCAAGUCCCGGAUGUGUUGCCGAAUCCAAAACCGAGGUGCACCUGUCCGAAGUCGAAGAUCUUGGCACCUUCGCCGCCUUCGGAACCGAAGGAGCCGCCAGAGCCGGAGAAACCGACGAUACAAGAGCCGGAGAGGAAGCUGUACCAUUCUGCGUCGCUGACUGUGGAACGUAAAGAAGAACGGGUCGCGCAGUUAGCACCGGAGAAACCGGAACUGAAGAAGCACGUCAGCGAGGACACAAGGCUAGUGAGGACAGAGAGGAUCAGGGAGAGGCCGAAGCUGGAACGAUCCCAUGCGAGAGUCGACAGUCAAACGUCGAAGAAAUGGGGCGCGAAGGAGAAGGUGACCAGCCCGGACGAAGUGAAGAAACCUCGGCCCAAGUGGGCGAUGAAGCCGCAUUUCUCUCUGCCCGAGAAGAAAGAGUCGAAAUGGAGGAGCCAAGACUCCACGGAGGGGUUCAAGAGCAAGAGCUUGAAGGAACGACCCAAGUACAGCAUUCGAAGGAGCAUGUCACCGGAGCCGGAUCCUCGACAGAUGACCAAGCUGGAGAACAGGGUCGUUCGAAGAUUGAUCUCUCCGGAGAUUACGAUCACGGACGCCAAGUGGGCACCGUACGAGGACGCGUCGCCUCUGCCGACGAUCGGGAUCAAGAAACGGGAGCCAAAGCACAUCAGCGAGAUCAAGUGGACACCUUACGACGGUUCACCGUCGGCUGAUCGUGGCGAUAGCUUCGCGAUUCAAGAGCCGGAGGAGCCGAAAUCCUGGUCGCCCUUUCACAACGUAACGCCCACUCAUCAUCCACCGCCGGAGGCGACGCCGUGCAAAAGCGACGACGAGGAUUUCCGAUGGCGGAUUCUCAACCAAGUAUCCGCGUUUCCGCUCUAUCAAGGCGCCUGGAAGGACGAAUCACCGGAGCGAACUCCACCGAAGAAGAUACAGUCUCCGGUCGACUUGUCACCGCCGAUCUGGUCGCCUCUGGUUCCUACCACUCCCGUGAAGAGACAGCGAUCGCAGCAACAGCAGUAUUCUCCGCAGCCUGUUCAGAGGAAGAGCAUCGUGAAGAGCCGCGGCUUGUCGAAAAAAAAAGCCAUGAGAGCUAGGUCAGAGAGUGUCCAUCCCGAUAGCGAGGGCGACAGACUGGCGCCGCCUACCGUGAUCGUCCGCGCGGCUAGCGAGGAAGCAAAGGGCCGACAGAGGCCGCAGUUGACGAGAUCGAAGGCAUUGUUAGAGGUCCCCGUGACGAUGGGGAUCACCAAGAGAUCGUUAAGCGAGGAGGUGCCCCGCAUGCGUGCUCGUGAACGGGCACGUGCUCCUCACAGAGCUCGCAGCGAAGAGGCGCCGAAAUACGAGGACCCGUGGUUUGCUAACGACAGCUUGGACGCCGAGGCGCCCGAAUUGCGGGAAUACGUGACGACAGUUUAA
This is a messenger RNA of Frieseomelitta varia, 1863 nucleotides long. RefSeq names its product proteoglycan 4-like. NCBI's taxonomy places the organism in Eukaryota, Metazoa, Arthropoda, Insecta, Hymenoptera, Apidae. The transcript has 2 exons. The record is from RefSeq and is a predicted model, not a curated record. Bases 1 to 1863 code for a protein of 620 amino acids.